Rhipicephalus sanguineus (brown dog tick) is the source of this 2255-nucleotide messenger RNA. RefSeq names its product protein MTO1 homolog, mitochondrial. Lineage: Eukaryota; Metazoa; Arthropoda; Arachnida; Ixodida; Ixodidae. Gene Ontology annotation, cellular component: cytosol. The transcript is spliced from 17 exons. The record is from RefSeq and is a predicted model, not a curated record. The coding region runs from base 199 to 2190 and encodes 663 amino acids. Gene Ontology annotation, molecular function: flavin adenine dinucleotide binding. Gene Ontology annotation, biological process: tRNA wobble uridine modification; tRNA methylation.
ACACUGUUCGACAUUUUCGUCCGCUUGUAUUUGAUACAAGCGGCGUGUUUCGUGCGUGUGUGUGCCCAAAAUGACUUAAGUUGAUCGCUUAAACGUCAUUUACUUCUGCCAUAUAUAGUAAGAAUAUUCAUGGCAACAUCGACGCCGUAGUUGCUGUAUAUAAGUUGGUUGUUGCCUCUGUAGGAUUCAAAACCAAUCAUGCAGACGAUGUUUCGGACGGGUGUCAAAUCUACUCGCUCGUUGCGCCUGGCUCCCAGGACUCCCAAGGUGCCCCGCGCGGCCCUGUCGAAUGACUCGAGGAGGCAGUUUGACGUCAUCGUCGUUGGCGGUGGUCAUGCCGGCACCGAAGCUGCGGCUGCCUCGGCUAGAAUGGGCUGCAAUACCUUGCUGCUUACCCACCGCUUCGAUACUAUUGGAGAAAUGUCCUGCAAUCCGUCCUUUGGCGGUAUUGGCAAGGGUCAUCUCAUCAGGGAAAUAGAUGCACUGGGUGGGGUUUGCGGCAAGAUAUGUGAUUUGUCAGGUAUUAGCUACAGGGUUCUGAACAAAAGAAAAGGACCGGCAGUAUGGGGUCCAAGGGCACAGAUAGACCGGGGAUUGUACAAAAGGCACAUCCAAGCUUACUUGAAGAACCAGAGAAAUCUCACGAUAAUUUGUGGAACUGUUGAAGACCUCGUACUGCAAGAAACAGCGGAAGGAUCGCACUGCGUUGGAAUCACCUUGGAUGACCACUCCACAAUUCAUUCCCAGUGUGUUGUGUUGACAACUGGGACGUUUCUGAGAGGGCAGAUCAACAUCGGUCUGGAGACGUACCCGGCUGGACGGCUUGGCGACAAGCCAGCCAUAGGCCUUGCUCAUACACUCGAGAAGUUGGAGUUCAAACUGGGCAGGCUAAAAACAGGAACUCCUCCCAGGCUGGAUGGGCGAACAAUUGACUACAGCUCUCUAGAAAUGCAACAUGGAGACAAGCCACCAGAACCAUUUUCCUUUAGCAGCACAAAAGUGUGGAUCGAGGCUGAAGACCAAGUGCCAAUGUACCUGACGCAAACAACACCGGAAGUAGACAAACUUGUGCUUGACAACCUCCACCUUGACAGACAUGUCAAAGAAGAAGUUACCGGACCAAGGUAUUGCCCAUCCAUAGAGUCCAAAGUGCUUCGAUUCAAAGGCCGUGUCCACCAAGUCUGGCUGGAGCCUGAAGGCCUGGACACCCACAUUAUCUACCCCAACGGCAUCUCCUGCACCUUACCUGCUGAUGUCCAGCAGAAGCUAGUUCGGUGCAUGCCAGGCUGUCACAACGUGGAAAUGAUCAGACCAGGUUAUGGUGUGGAAUAUGACUUCAUCGAUCCACGGCAGAUUAAACCAACACUCGAAACGAAGAAGGUCCCGGGCCUCUUCCUGGCUGGUCAAAUUAAUGGUACAACUGGUUACGAAGAGGCCGCUUCUCAGGGUAUCGUGGCCGGCGUAAAUGCAGCAUGCAAAGUGCUGGACCGGGAGCCACUAACCGUGACGCGCCUGGAAGGAUACAUUGGAGUGCUUAUUGACGACCUCACGACACAUGGCACCCAGGAACCCUAUCGCAUGUUCACCAGCAGAGCUGAGUACAGGCUCAGUCUGAGGCCCGACAAUGCGGAUGUGCGGCUAACUGAGAAAGGCUACAAGGUAGGCUGCGUUUCAGAGGAAGAAUAUGAGAGAGCGUCUAGCAUGAAAAAUGCCCUGGCCGAUGCACAACGCAUUCUCGGCACCGAGGUCAAGCACACGCAGCACUGGAGAAGUUUGCUUGGACUACCUGCAACAGUUAAUCAAACGCAGAAAAGUGCCCUGGAAAUGCUUGGAACCCUAGAUGUUGGUGGCGACGCCAUUGUGGACAUGUUUCUACCAAAGCUUGGCCAUCUUGCAUCAAGCCCUAUGUUUAGGAACCGGCUAAAGAUAGAAGCUAGAUAUGCGUACCUGGUAGCUAUGCAGCGGGUGGAGAUUCUUGAACUUGAGGAAGGAGAAGCUCUACAGCUUCCAGAAAACAUCGACUACAAUGACCCUUCAUUGAACUUGUCCAAUGAAGUCAAAUCGAAGUUGGAGCAAGCAAGGCCAACUACGGUGGGAGCAGCAAGCAGGAUACCUGGUGUUACGCCAGUAGCAUUGCUGAGCCUGCUGCGACUCGCGAAGCAAAGAGAGAAGUUAUCGUUUGCUCUCUGAUAGUGCGAAGCUCAAAAGUGCAGUCAUAUUGUACAGAUUGAAAUAAAAGCUCAUCACUUCAACAA